AACACACCCAGCCAGCCUCCAGAUUUGAGGGGUUAGCAGCAGCAGCAGAGGUCGGAAAGGGAAGAUCGAACUGUGACGAUGAAGGGAAGCGUCGGGGACCCACUACCAUGUGAGAGGCCAAAGCAGGAGGGGCAUAUCUGGGGCUCUAUGAAGAGGACAGCCUUCAUUCUGGGCUCAGGUCUGCUUUUGUCUGUGGCUUUUUGGAACUCUGUCACCUGGCAUCUGCAGAAAUUUUGGGGUGCCUCAGGCUACUUCUGGCAAGCCCAAUGGGAGAAGCUACUUUCUACUUUUUCGGGAAAGGAGUGGAUCCUCUUCUCUCUAGGUACAGUUCUUAUUCCUACCAUAUUAUUUUGGAGUUUUAAUGCCCUUCUUUUGGUGGUAGACACAACUGGGAAGCCACAUUUUAUCUCCCGCUACCGAAUUCAAAAUGGCAAGAAUGAUCCUGUGGACCCCAUGAAACUCUGCCAGGCCCUUGUUACAGUCCUCCUCAACCAGUACAUCAUCUCCCUCCCCAUGCUGGGGCUCUGCUAUCUCUUCCUCAAGUGGCGAGAAAAUCCUUGCCGCCCUGAGCUGCCCACCUUUCACUGGUUCCUCUUGGAGCUGUCUGUCUUCAUACUGAUAGAAGAAGUCAUGUUCUACUAUUCACACCGGCUUCUUCAUCACCCCAUGUUCUAUAAGCGAUUCCAUAAGAAGCAUCAUGAGUGGACAGCCCCCAUCGGUGUGGUCUCUCUCUAUGCUCACCCUAUAGAGCAUGUGGUCUCGAACAUGCUACCAGCCAUGGUGGGUCCCAUGGUAAUGGGCUCUCACCUGUCUUCCAUCACUAUGUGGUUUUCCUUGGCUCUCAUUAUCACCACCAUUUCUCACUGUGGUUACCACCUGCCUUUUCUGCCUUCACCGGAAUUCCAUGACUACCAUCACCUCAAGAACUGCAGCCCUAUUUCUGCUCCCUUGUCAGAUUCAAUCAGUGCUACGGAGUGCUGGGGGUACUUGACCAUCUUCAUGGGACUGACAACACAUUCAAGCAGACGAAGGCCUACGAAAGACACAUGCUGCUGCUGAACCUUACUCCUCUUUCUGAAAGCAUCCCUGACCCACCCAAGAAGAUAGAGUGAGAUGGCAUGAGCAACUGGCCCCCAUCCCCACUGCUUCUGGCAGGGGGCUGUCCCCAUUAGACCUAGGAUGUCUCCCUUGACAAAUCAGAGCUAAUAAUUCUGCCAAAUGACUUUCUAAUGACACAGGUAGAUUCCCUGACGACUGGCUGAUUGUGACAGAAUGAGGGGAAGGAACAUGGCUUCCUAGAGAAGCAGGAAAAAGGAGCUAGAGACAGUACCAACCCCAAUUCUCUUCCCAGAGCUAUGCCAUAGUGAACAUCUUCCAACAGCCAUAAUAUGGUGGGGUGGGGAUCAUGAAGUACCAUUGUGCAGGAGGAACAUUAGGGCCUGGAGAGCAAAAAGGCAAUGGGUUGGGCUCCCAGCCCCACUGAUGGGUUCACUUAUGGAUUGACUAGAGUGGAUUAUUAGAGGACUACAAGCCAUGUUAGAUAGGACUGGUUGAAGGAACAAGGGAUGUUGAGUCCAGAGAAGACUUGAGGAAAGAUGUCCUAGUUAUAUUUUAAGGGCUGUCACGUGGAAAAGUGAUUAGAUUUGUCAUGCUAGAAUUAGGAGUAAUGGAUGGAAGAUACAGAGAGGCAGAUUCAGGCUUAAUGUCAGGAAACACUUCCUAACAAUUUGAGCUUUCCAAAAGUGGAAUGAACUGCCUUAGGAGAUAGUGAGUUCCCCAGCCCUAAAGUCUUCAAGUGUAGUCUGGAUAACUACUUGGGGAACAACUCUUGCUUAAAUAUGACUCGAUGCCCUCUUAAGUUCCCUUAAGAUUAUAAGAGCAGAGCUGAGGAGGGAGAAAAGAAGGUAUGCCCCUAAACCCCAAUUUAAGGGGAAAUUUUGUUAACAGUCUAUCAAGACUAGAUGAAAGGCUUACUGCAGUCAGACAUUACAUCAGGGUUACUCUUAGCUGCUAGAAACUGCCAUGGGAAGCCUUUCCAGUGGUAAGGUGGAAGAAGGAAAGGUGGAAGGGAGGAAAAGGGGAAAAUGAGAUGGCCACCAUGCCUUCUUGUUUUUCAGGUUCUAAGUUGAGAAAGUGGUUGAUUUUACCUCUUCUCUAUCAGCCCUGAACAGACUCAAUCACAGGAACAUGGGAUUUAGAGAAAGGACAUUAGUCCAACCACCACAUUUUAUAAAGAAACUGAGGCCCAGAGAGAAGUACUUGGCCAAGGUCCCACAGGUUAAAUAAAUAGGAGAGCCACUACAUCAACGAUGGAUGCCAAGAGAUCAGGAAGAUAUUCUCUUAAAUAGAAGAACAAGGCCUCCAGUUCAGGUCCUGAGCAAUCCUCAAAACUCUGACCCAAAAAGCAUCCCCUAGGUUCAUGACCCAAGAUAGCAAAGAAGCUAGAAUAAACCCCAGCACUAAGCCCUGGCUGCCCAGCUGAGUGGCAGAAGAAAGCCCCAAAGAUGCCCUGGUCAUAGUACCCCUGACAUGAUACUUUCAAAGGGAUAGUAUCCAAAGGUUUUAGUCCUUGGUGCACAGCCAGUCAGAACAAUGGUAUGUUCUCAGUUUCCCCUCAGUUCCUAGAGACAGGUUUCACUGAGCACCUAAGACAGCAGCUGAAAUCCUAAGCAGAAACCCCUUGCCUAUCACAACCCUCCCCAUAGACGCAAACAAAUCCAAAAAGGGGCCCUGCACCAGCCCCAGAACACCCUGUAGCUGCUGAAGUGAAUUUAAGAUAGGAACCAGUUUGACACCCAGCUCUUUGCCUCUCACCCUAUAGUUGGGUCUUUAGCAGGGUGAGCCUAUGUAAUGGUAAGAUUGAGUUGGAAGGGCCCUUAGAGAUUACUGAGCCCAAUUCCCUCAUUUUACAGAUAAAGAAACUGAGACCCAGAAAAA
Messenger RNA from Vombatus ursinus (common wombat), 2937 nucleotides. It is a transcript of the gene FAXDC2, whose product is annotated as fatty acid hydroxylase domain containing 2. Gene Ontology annotation, molecular function: C-4 methylsterol oxidase activity; iron ion binding. Lineage: Eukaryota; Metazoa; Chordata; Mammalia; Diprotodontia; Vombatidae. The record is from RefSeq and is a predicted model, not a curated record. Gene Ontology annotation, biological process: sterol biosynthetic process. Bases 79 to 1059 code for a protein of 326 amino acids. The transcript has 9 exons.